Messenger RNA from Arachis duranensis, 2013 nucleotides. Its product is annotated as monodehydroascorbate reductase, seedling isozyme-like. The record is from RefSeq and is a predicted model, not a curated record. The coding region runs from base 560 to 1879 and encodes 439 amino acids. Lineage: Eukaryota; Viridiplantae; Streptophyta; Magnoliopsida; Fabales; Fabaceae. Gene Ontology annotation, cellular component: cytoplasm. The transcript has 10 exons. Gene Ontology annotation, molecular function: flavin adenine dinucleotide binding; oxidoreductase activity, acting on NAD(P)H.
ACUCGAAAAUACAAAAGUUCGCUCUUUUCAGCUCUGAAAUCGUCGAUUGCGGUGUCUCUGGCCAACAAGUUCACCUCUGAAAGAGCGCUGUCACCGUUUGCUUGUGCGGUGGCUCUCUCAUCAAGUUCCCAUUUUGAUGCAUACCCACCAUACAAAAUGGAAGCAAUUUCAUUUAAUUUGAUGAUUCUGUUGUAAAUUUUUGAGAUUAAAAAUUCGGUAACUUUGGAGGUUUAUGUCUGGGGUUUUAGGAAAUUGCUGGAACCACCUUGUGUUAAUUCUAUUGAAUGGUUUUGGGUGGAUGAGAGGCCAUUGGGCUAAGCGAGGACAACAAGAAGCCCAAGAAUUCGCUUCAAGUUCAUUAGGGGGACAAAAAUUCAAAUUGAUUUUAUUAUAAUUAAAUUUGAUUUGUUGAUAGAACUUAGAAGUUUCAGCCGAUAAUAUAUUCCCUUGACCUAACCGCUUUUCAUUUCCAUGGUGACCAAGUCAGCUCGAAAAGAAACUGAAAAGGCGAAGAAGAAAGAAGGAACGAACUGAACCUCUGAAACUGUAGUGAUCCACAAUGGUGAAGACCUUCAAGUACAUUAUCCUUGGUGGAGGUGUUGCUGCUGGUUAUGCUGCAAGGGAAUUUGCCAAACAGGGACUUAAGCCUGGGGAGCUGGCAAUCAUAUCCAAAGAAGCGGUAGCACCUUAUGAACGUACUGUACUAAGCAAGUCUUACCUUCAUCCUGAGUUCCCUAGUAGACUCCCUACUUUCUAUGUUUACGCUGGACCUAGAAGAGAAAUAUUGUUUCCUGAGUGGUACAGUGAGAAAGGUAUAGAGUUGAUUCUUAGCACAGAAAUAGUGAAAGCAGACCUUGCUGCAAAAUCUCUGACAAGUGCGGGAGGAGAAACAUUCAGUUAUCAGAUUUUGUUGAUUGCGACUGGCUCAACUGUUAUAAGGUUGAGUGAUUUGGGUGUUCAAGGAGCUGAUGCCAAAAACAUAUUUUACUUUAGGGAAAUUGAUGAUGCUGAUAAACUAUAUGAAGCAAUUAAAGCAAAGAAGAACGGCAAAGCUGUUGUUGUUGGAGGUGAACACAUUGGUAUGGAGCUUAGUGCAAUGUUGAGAUGCAACAAUCUUGAUGUUACCAUGGUCUACCCAGAGCCUUGGUGUAUGUCAAGACUUUUUACAUCUGACAUAGCUGCUUUCAAUGAGGGGUAUUAUGCAAAAAAGGGGGUCAAUAUUAUGAAAAGAACAGUUGUUGUUGGAUUCACUGCCAAUUCUGAUGGAGAGGUGAAAGAAGUCAAACUAAAGGAUGGCAGGGUCCUAGAAGCUGAUAUCGUUGUUGUUGGUGAUGGAAUAAGGCCACAAACAGCCUUAUUCAAGGGACAGGUUGAAGAAGAGAAGGGUGGAAUCAAGACAGAUGGCUUCUUCAAGACCAGUGUUCCUAAUGUAUACGCUGUUGGUGAUGUUGCUACUUUCCCCGUGAAAUUAUACAAUGAGUUGAGAAGAGUUGAAUAUGCCGAGCAUGCUUGCCAAUCAGCUAGAAAAGCUGUGGAGGCCAUCAAAGCUGCCGAAGAAGGAAAAACAGUUGAGGAGUAUGAUUACCUUCCAGUACUCUAUUCCCACCAAUUUGGACAUGCUUGGGAAUUCUACGGGGACAACGUAGGUGACACCGUACUAUUUGGAGACAGCAGCCCCGAGUCAUCUAUUCCUAAGUUUGGGUCAUACUGGAUUAAAGAUGGGAAAGUUGUUGGCGCCUUUUGGCAGGGAAGAAUCGAAGAGGAGCGCGAUGCUAUGGCAUAUGUAGCAAGGGUCCGACCUUCAGUCCAGAAUGUGGAUGAACUUGCAAGGGAAGGUUUUUCAUUUGCUAGAAAAAUAGAGAACUUUGGUUUGGAAUGAUACAACUCAAGGGUGAUUGCAUGGAAUAAAUUUCUGUACUGACUUCAUUAUACUUUGGGUUUAUGCGGUUGUGUCAUAGAGGAACUUUUGUAUGUUUUAUUUGAUUUCUUAUGAGAUUGCAAUGGAUAUCCCUU